Messenger RNA from Mycena indigotica, 1717 nucleotides. RefSeq lists its product as uncharacterized. Gene Ontology annotation, molecular function: poly(ADP-ribose) glycohydrolase activity. The transcript has 2 exons. NCBI's taxonomy places the organism in Eukaryota, Fungi, Basidiomycota, Agaricomycetes, Agaricales, Mycenaceae. Gene Ontology annotation, cellular component: nucleus; cytoplasm. Gene Ontology annotation, biological process: carbohydrate metabolic process; nucleotide-sugar metabolic process; ATP generation from poly-ADP-D-ribose. The record is from RefSeq and is a predicted model, not a curated record. The coding region runs from base 218 to 1717 and encodes 499 amino acids.
CUAAUAACUCCAACCCAGUUUGCUUCCACAGCCUGGUGCUAUUACUUGACUCAACGGCUUGUCAGAUAUUGAAGUGUCACGCAGGUCACGGUCGACCUUGGUCGACGUCAGACACUCUCCCCUUAGGCAAAGCGUUGCCUAUGCCAUUCUACUAAACAUCGCCAUACUUCGAUACGGCCCUUACGCAACUCGUUUGUCUACUCCGAACUAUAUCGUUAUGCCCGGCGGAGUCGUUUUACCACACUCAGCUUUAUGCGUUGUGAACGAUCGUCUCAGUCUGGUAGAUCAGGCUUGUUCUGGAUCUUGCCCGUUUUCUUCGAGCCUCCAGCAGGACCCACCCCAUGACGGAGACGACCCCAUAUUCUUCUUACAUGUCCUCCGUCAUACACCCGGGAUCGCACCGCCAGCAGCAAAUGCGACCGACCUUUUCGAUGCCCUCGACACAAUAGCGGUCACGCUCCGUGGCGAGACAGAUGAUUUGGGGUUCUUGCGGGAGUUCUUUGGGCCAGAAUCUGUGUUCUGGGAUGCGAAAGAGCACUUGUUUGGCGUCACGUCAACUCGACGGGAGCGUUUUUUUGACUGCGUGUGGCCACGAAUUGUCGAUAUCGCGUUGAAUUUGCCAAACCUGUUUCCGAGCGGUCACGCUCCAACGCUGGUCUCUGUCGAAAAAAUCCACUUGACGAGACAACAAACUGCCUGUCUCGUUGCACACCAGUUUCUUUGCACGCUUCCUCGUGCUGGUGGUAAGGCUUACGAGGAGCUGGAUUCCAUGGAUCUGCACAUCUGGUUUUCAAGAGACCAACCUCACCCGUAUGCGGUUCAGGCUUACCUAACUGCAUUGAUCGUCUUUCUCGAAAGAACAGUAAUGGAAGAGGAUGUGGACAGAGACACUACAUUCACUCUUACUGGCCCCUUCGCACCCUCAGACUCAACCCGAAACCGGAGUUUUUGUCCCGUCGAACUUGACGUCCGUGGCCACGACGCUAUAGUUAUCUCCCCGCAGUCUGUCGGCCUCCAAUACUCCGCUGACGUUGGUGCCUCCAAUGCAUGCGUCAUUUCAGCUAAUAAACAUCCUGGCUUCGGUAGAACGGCGUCUCAAGAGGAAAUGCAUGUCGGGUGUUCGCCAGCGAGUUGGGUACUCAAACUUGUUAUGCCUACCUCUGGCUUGCCCGACGACCAAGCGUUGGUUGUCGAAGGAUGCGAGUUGAUUGUGGAGAUGACUGGUUUCUCUCGUUCAGCGCGACUCUCUGGGAUCUCCUUGAGCGAGAACAAGUGGUCGUCGAGAACAAUGCUGUUUAUGGACGCCCUGCCCUUCGACGCUUACGACACAACCACAUCCACAGCGAUUAUACCGGACCUGCUGCCAGGAAACGUUGAGCGCGAGUUCAAGAAGGCGUGUGCGGCGUUCAAUUCGGCUCCUUAUGAUCAGAUCAUAACUGGUCACUGGGGCUGCGGCUCGUUCGCAGGGAAUAAACCGGUCAAGGCUAUCAUCCAAUGGUGUGCAGCGAGCAUGUCGGGUAUUGGUCGACUCAAAUUCAUUUGUUGGCCUGGGGAAGAUGAAUCGUUUCCCGAUGAAUUUUCUGGGUUUAUUGAGUUGGUGGCUAACGGUGGCUAUACUGUGGCAAAUCUAUUGGAUGUGUUGCUGAAACUGCGCACCGAUGACGAGCCUGCUCGUCACAAGUCACACUUUGUCACCCAGUUUGAUUUCCUAUUUUAG